Enterospora canceri is the source of this 1983-nucleotide messenger RNA. The record is from the annotation of a GenBank genome assembly. NCBI's taxonomy places the organism in Eukaryota, Fungi, Microsporidia, Enterocytozoonidae.
AUGGGUGUUCCAAGCUUGUACAAGUGGCUUACGAUGCGUUUUCCAAGCAUUCUGGCCCACCUGAAGAAAGACUUCGACUACAACGUGGACAACCUCUACCUCGACUUCAAUGCAAUCAUCCACCCGUGCUGCAACAAGAAUCUGAACAACCUGAAGGAGAUUGACGCUGACUUGUACGCGAAGCUAGAGAAGUAUAUUGACACUCUGAUGGCAUACUGUAAGCCUAAAAGAAUGAUCUAUAUUUCGGUAGACGGGGUGGCCCCGAAGGCGAAGCUGAACCAGCAGAGAUCCAGGCGAUUUACGAGUGCAAAGGAGACGUACAACUCAAACACGAUCUACGCCGAUCCAAAGGAGACGUGCGACAACCCAAACGUGAAUGUUGCAUUUGACACGAAUUCGAUCACGCCUGGAACCGACUUCAUGGCCCGCCUCGACGACUACAUGAAUCAGCUGAUCAAAUUCAAAAUGAGCACUGAUUCCGCCUGGAAGAAUAAGACGGUGAUUUACUCGAAUUACAAGGUGCCUGGAGAAGGAGAGCAGAAGAUCAUGGAGUACAUGCGAAUGCACAAGAUGGGGCAGAAGGAGACACACGUCAUAUUCUCGCCUGAUGCCGAUCUGAUAUUCCUUGGCCUCACUACGCCUGCCUUGAAUCUGCGUAUCAUGCGAGAAGACGUCCAGUACCGUAGAAACCAGGACGACCAGGAGAACGAGGACGAUUUCAUGAGAAAGAAGUUUGUGAUGAUCAACGAGCAGAAGCUGAAGAUGCUGAUCAUCGAGCGGCUCCAGAACGAGAUCAACAUCCCCUCUGACGGAGACAGGCUGCUUUCUGACUUCGUCUUCCUCUGCUUCUGCAUCGGAAACGACUUCCUUCCUUGUAGCCCUGGCUUCGAGAUCCGCACCAAUGCGAUAGAGAAGAUAGCGAAGUUUCUGAUUCAGACGCACAUGCUCUGCCGCGACUACAUCACGCAUCCUGAUGGAUCUGUGAAUUAUUGGGUUCUAAGGAAGUUCUUUGCAGAGGGGCUGAAGGACGAGGACGAGAAUCUGAUUGAAAAGAGGAGGAAUCUGGAAAGUAGCAGGCUUAGAAUGGGCGAGGAGUUCGACCCAGAGAAGGAGUUCAAGCUUAACAGGGAGGAAGGGAAGCUGAAGUACUACAUUGAGAAGAUGGGCAUUUCGUCAGAAGAGGACCUUAAGGUUGCUUGUAAGGAGUAUGUGAAGGGGAUGGUUUGGAUUUACAAGUACUAUUUCCAGGGGUGCCCAUCUUGGGACUACUAUUUCCCAUACUAUUUUGCACCAUUCAUGUGCGACUUACACGCCCUGAAAGUCGAACAGCUUGAAUUCGAAGACUCAAAGCCACUUGCGCCAUUUGAGCAGCUGCUUUCGGUGCUACCUGCCUACUCGAUGCAUUUGUUGCCACGAGAGUACAGGAAGUUCUACUACGAUCACGGCUACAUCAAAAUACACGAGAAGUACCAGGAUUGGAUUCAGGAUGCAGGACAAAGGGGAUACAUUCACGAGUACAACACUGUUUACGGGAGACUGGGUCAGAAGAAGGAGGAUUGUGCUGGAUUGGAGGUCAAAGACAUCUUCACGUUCUCAGACCUGAAAUUCAGGGUUGAUGACUUCCAGAAAGUGAUGGACUGGCAGUACAUUUCAAUUCUGCCAUUUAUCAAAAGCAGUGAGGUGACUGAUUUUACGACUGAUAAGCGAAUAAAGCUGGGAUACGAGGAUCUGGAGAGAAACACGGCUGGGAUGAGUCUGCUUUACAGCAACAAGACUGGGCUACUUGGAGAGUACGAUUCAGUCUUGAAGAAGACAAACGAGAACAUGCAGGAAGACGAGUAUUGUGGGAAGGUGUAUGCUCCAAUGAAGGUGAGUCGAGUUGGAGAGGACGUAGGUGGCUACUUCAACUACAAGUGCGCCGUAGUCGUCUUUGCCUUCGACCAGGGCUACAGGAAGAAGGUCAUUCCUGGGGAUGCUGAAUAA